Molecule: messenger RNA, 2033 nt
Organism: Chroicocephalus ridibundus (black-headed gull)
Lineage: Eukaryota; Metazoa; Chordata; Aves; Charadriiformes; Laridae
Gene: TSLIG1
Product: zinc finger and BTB domain containing 8 opposite strand
Exons: 9
Coding region: 328-822 (164 amino acids)
Biological process (GO): tRNA splicing, via endonucleolytic cleavage and ligation
Cellular component (GO): tRNA-splicing ligase complex
Source: RefSeq, a predicted model, not a curated record
GCGGCUCCGGCUCCGGCUCCGGCUCCGGCUCCGGCUCCGGCUCCGGCUCCGGCUCCGGCUCCGGCUCCGGCUCCGGCCGGGGUUUGCUCCGGUCGCCAUAGCCGUGGGCGGGACGGGAUCGGACUGUGCGGCGGUGAGCCCUGCUUGGUAUGUAGCUGGUUCUGAUGGGCCUGCUGUGGCUAUCCUGGUGUGAUCAGCCGUGGAUCUGACCUUCUGCAGUCAAGGCUUAACAGCAUCCCUUGGGAAGCCCGGCCGGGAGGCGCUGGCGGAGGUGGCCAUGUUUCCCAGCACCAGGAAGUGAGGGAGCAUUGCUCAAGCCCGGCAGCUAUGGCAGCCGACGAGAGAGACUACAAUCUGACAGAGGAGCAGAAGGCUAUCAAAGCCAAAUACCCGCCACUCAAUAAGAAAUACGAAUAUUUGGAUCACACAGCAGAUGUGCAGCUACACGCCUGGGGAGACACUUUGGAGGAAGCAUUUGAGCAGUGCGUCAUGGCCAUGUUUGGCUACAUGACUGAUACAGAGACGGUGGAACCUGUGGAUACAGUGGAGGUAGAGGCAGAAGGACAUGACAUGUUGUCUCUUCUUUUCCACUUCUUGGAUGAGUGGCUGUAUAAAUUCAGCGCUAAUGAGUUCUUUAUACCCAGGGAGGUGAAAGUGCUUUACAUCGACCGAAUGCAAUUCAAAAUAAGAUCCAUUGGGUGGGGAGAAGAGUUCUCUUUACCCAAACACCCUCAGGGUACAGAGGUCAAAGCCAUAACUUACUCGGCAAUGCAGAUCUGUGAAGACGAAAAGCCAGAAGUCUUUGUCAUCAUAGAUAUUUAAAGCAAGAGAAGUGUGGUCAAGUGGAUACUGGUCAUUGGCUGGCAAAAGUUCCUUGAAAACUGCAAUCCCCGUGGAAAUAACUAAGGAAUUGGCCGAUUCAAGUCAUAAAUUGAAGGAAAUAGUUGCAGGAGGUGUCAGCCUGUGUUUUGACUUGAGGAUGGUGAGGCAGAGAAACACCUGCAUGCUAGGAAAAAGAGAACUAGUUGGGUUUUGGGGGUGUUGAGAAGAAAAAAAGAGAGUUUCAGGGGUUGAAAGUCUCUCAGGAAUGCUGGCAGUCAGUUUUUAAGGCUGAUACAUGUGUUGGGUGCUUUAUGAACUAAAUAGAGAAACUAGUGGGGCUGCUGUCUAAAAUCUUUUUUAGGGUGGCAGGAGAUAAUGCUCAUCUACGUGGUAUCAUUUGCAGAUUUAAGUGCUCUAAUUCAGAGGUGACAUCUCUCCAUCAUAUCAUAUAAAAGGUCCAAAAUAUCUGCAGUGGGUCUGAUUUAAUGUCGAAAAAAUUCUUACUGUUCAAAGCACACCUAAGAAAGUAUACCAAUUGAAAAAAACCAAACCACCACAUGGUCUAGACUACUUUUAGGAAAAAAAAAACCGUCAUGCCAGCAGGUGGUGCUGAAUCGCUGUAAAUAAAUUUCCAUGUGAAAUCCUAAAGCAUGUGAUCCUGUACACGGAAUCCUGAUAGCACCUAUAAUCACUCUAAAAAGCAGGCGGCUUUGCUGCUGCCGGAGAAAGGGAUGGACCAGACUCUGCGGGUUCACUCCCAACUCUCUCACGAAAGCCAAUUCUCUUCUUUGAAAAAGGAGACGAUUUGAAUCAGCUUCCAUGUCUUCAUUUAGAAAGGACAAUAUGGACAAUUUUUUGAUGUCAAAGGAUUAUGGAUUUGAGUUCACUGAAUCAAAGUCAAUCAAAAAUAAUAGAAGUGUGUUUUGUUUUAAAUUGCAGGACAGCAAAUGCCUGUUACCCGCUAUUGCUGUUUAACUGAGAGGACACAGUGCGUGAGGGGCGGUGGGUGCUGGCAUGACCCCCUUUUUUUAGUGUAAAUGCUGCAAGCGCCUCAUUUCUGGAGGUGGUGCCUCAUUUUUGUUUUGUUGUAAAGUCAUCUUAAAUAAAUCUGGUUUUAUUUCCAUGUUGUGAAGAUUGAGGGAUAAAAUCCCUUUUAUUUUUUGAGAAAGCUUCAACACUGAAAUAAAACUUGCAAGUGAUGAAAGAUUUAA